CGGUGAUUGUUGUAUAUUUGUGUGCGUCCAUUAUUAAAACCACACACAUAUUCCUAGACAAUUUAAGUGCCUUGUACUGACCACUAUUUAAUACAACUCCCUGAAGAAACUGGCUGUCUGGACCUUCUUUAUUUUCAUUCUAAUCGGAUGACUCCUCAGUGUUCACACCCACCCCGAACUAACUUCUCUACAAUUUUUGGUGCCGAAACCCGGGAAGGUGAAUACUGAGACAAUAAGAUGAUGGAAGGCCAAGACCAGCUUGACCAUGAGUCGUUGCCCCGCCAGCGCACCAUCCGCCCACCGGCUCACCUGGACGACUUUGAAGUGGAAUACGCCGCUCAUCGUCGUCACUUCAGUAAUCUUCGUCAGUUCAGUGAUCGUUUGCCAGAGGAAGCAGAUGAUGCUUAUGAUACGGAGCACGGGACAACGCAGGGCCAGUCCACUACACAGACGCCCAGAGGAGGAGCUGGCAGCGCCACCGAAGGUACUGUGCAUAAUCCUUUAGUAUUUGCACCUGCUCGUUCAGGUGUAGACGCAAAUAGCACGAUCCGAGCACUUAGUGACCAGAACCGGAUUCUUAUGGAGGCAGUGAAGGCUCUGACAGACAAACUUAAGGAUGUGUCACCGCGCCAGCAGCUUUCAUUCACACCUCAAGCGGCACAUCAGAGCUCGUCUUCCCAUCCAGUAAGUCAUAAUGCACCUGCCCACAGGCCACGCUCGCCAGUCUACAGCCCACUCCAUGUACAUCACCAGCAGCCACCGAUGUAUCAACAUCCUGCCCAUUCCCUGUGGUACCAAGGUUCACCAGCACCCCCUCCAGUUAAUCAGCCAGCAGAACCAAAUGAUUUUGAGUGUCUCAGAGAUGGUAUGGAACGCCUGAACCUACAUGCUUCACGCCCUCAAACUCAACAUCCGCCUCCACCCCGCCAGCGGGAGGAAAGGUCUGGCUAUUACGGUGAACGUCCAUCUAGGCCUGUCCAGUACAGCAUGACACAUAACCCACAGCACCAGCCACGUUCUCCACCCUCCAGCACCAGUAGCCAUUCUCGCUCGCCUUCUCCACCCAAGACAGAGAGAUCAUACAGAGGCCCUAAGCCAUCCAUACCACAGUUUACCAGUGAUGAUCCCCGUCUUUUUACAAGACUGAAGCUGGCCCUAGAGAAUCUACUACCCGAAGAUGCCACGGAGCGUUUUAAGUAUCAGAUUCUGGUGGACCACUUGAAAUUUGAGGAUGCUUUGCUAAUAGCUGACUCAUACUGCCACUCACUCCACCCUUAUAGUGACACGAUGCGCUCACUGAUAGAGCACUACGGUCAGCCCCAUAAGUUGUCACUGAGGAGGAUAGCUGAGGUGAUGGAUGGGCCAGAUAUCCGCACUGGAGACCUCACAUCAUUCCGCAGAUUCGCAUUGAGAGUACGCGCCUUGGUGGGAAUGCUGGCCCAGAUGGGUGAUGAGGGAGCAAUUGAACUCCAUUGUGGUUCUCAUGUUGCCAGGCUCCUAUCUAAAUUACCGCAUGAUUUGCGCAGCAAUUUCAAGAGGCAUAUCCAUCCGAAGAGACAACCUGUGCCUACCUUGUUGGACUUUAGUGAUUGGCUUGAAUUCGAACUGGACGUACAGGGUACAGAGAUCAAGACAGGCCGUGCAGACAGUAGUGAGGCAUCCAGAAAGGGGAACGAUAAGAAGGCUAGAAAGUCGGCGGUACACACCACCACAGUUUUAACGGGAGCCCAGUCCCCUCCAAGUCCACCACCGUCCACUAAUGCACUACCUGAACCCACUGCAAAGCCCCCUGAUUCAGCGAGGAAGUACUGCCCCUAUUGUGAGAACGACCAUUAUCUCAACCAGUGCAGUACUUUCCAGGUGCUAGCGAGCGAUCAGAAGACAGCCUGGAUUAAGGCCAAUUACAGGUGUUGGAGAUGCGGUCGUAAACACCAGGCAGCUAAGUGCCGUCUGAAGGUUACUUGUCAAACCUGCAAAGGUAAACACCUGUCUGUGCUUCACGAUGUCAACGCCAGACCUCCGUGUGAAGGUGAGAAACCACUAGCAGUGGCAAAGCCAUCUACAGGAACCCUCUACCUAGACAGGCCAGGUCACAGUAGUAGUGUUCUGUUAAAGGUAGUCAAAGUACUCCUGUAUAAUGGCCCAUGCACGUUAACCACUUAUGCCAUCCUGGACGAUGGAUCCGAAAGGACCAUACUGCUGCAUGAUGCGGUUAAACAACUAGGCUUAGUGGGACAGCCAGAGGACCUCUCAAUCAGGACGGUGAAGAAUGAUGCACAGGUCAUAGCAGGAGCGAAUGUCACCUUCACUCUUUCACCUGCCUCACAACCUGAGAGGAAGUUUAAGAUAACGGAUGCCUUUACAGCUGAACAGCUAGGGCUUGCCAGUCACAGCCAUCCAGUAUCCAAGCUCUGCAAUAAGUACCAUCACCUGCGAGACCUCCCACUCCAGCCCCUUGACAAUGUCCAGCCACUGCUGUUGAUAGGAUCAGACUACCCCCACUUGCUCACACCAUUAGAACCAGUACGGUUAGGACCACCAGGGGGACCAGCUGCCAUUAAGACCAAGCUGGGCUGGACACUCCAAGGACCCACAAAACUGCUCCAACACUGCUUGUUCCCUCAACAGUGCUUGUUCACAGAGAUGAGGCCACCCUCUGUAGAGCUGCGUGAGCACAUUGAGAAGCUGUGGCAACUGGACAUAUUGCCUUAUAGGAGUGAGAAAGAGGUAACCCGUUCCAGAAGUGAUCAAGAGGCAGUAGCAAUGUUGCAGUCCAGGACAGUUAGAGUGAAUGUUGAUGGUAUAUUCAGAUAUGCAACACCGCUGCUGAGGAAAGUGUCCUCUACGCAAUUAAAGGCUCCCCCUCAAGCAGUCCUGCCACAGUUACGAGGGACUGAGAAGCGCCUGAAUAAGGACCCAGAGCUGGCUAAGGUGUUUAAUGAAGAGAUCCGUAAGCUGGAGGAGUCCGGCUACGUCACCAGAUUACCAGCCGACCUGGUGGACCAGUCCCCCGAGUCCUGGUACAUACCACAUCACUUGGUCUGCCACAAUGAGAAACAUCGGGUAGUUUUUAACUGCUCCUUCCAGUAUCAAGGUAGCAACCUCAAUGAAUGUUUGUUGGCAGGGCCUACUCUUGGUGCAAGUCUCCUUGGUGUGUUGCUUCGCUUCAGAGAGCACACGGUUGCCUUUGCCAGUGACAUCAAGGGGAUGUUCCACCAGGUACGCCUGUUGCCCGAAGACAAACCCCUCCUCCGGUUCCUGUGGCGAGAUGCAGUCCGUGAAGCCCCUGUGACCAUCUACCAGUGGAACGUCCUUCCGUUUGGCACCACGUGCAGCCCGUGUUGUGCAACAUUUGCCCUUCAAAAGCAUGUCAUUGACCACAGUGACUCACAGGAGGAUGUUCGCAAUGCAGUGGAGCACCACUUUUACGUGGACAACUGGCUGCAGAGCUGUGCCACAAUGGAGGAGGCCAAGAGGUUGGCUGACAAACUCAGAUUGCUACUGGCAGAGGGAGGCUUCUCUUUGCGACAGUGGGCCAGUAAUGAUCCACGGGUCAUCAGUCAUCUCCCUGCCGCAGACCGUUCAGCCAACACAGAACUCUGGCUUUCCCACCAGCAAUCAGAUGCCAAGGAGUCAACUCUGGGCUUAAGAUGGCAGUGUCAGAAAGACACCUUGACCUACAACUGUCGUCGGGUGGAGAGUCAGGCACCGACUAUGAGGGUCAUUUACCGUAUCCUGGCUAGCCAAUAUGACCCACUGGGUUAUAUCAUCCCAUACACUACCAGAGCAAAGAUUCUUGUCCAGAAGCUCUGGGAGAAACCUAGAGAUUGGGAUGAUCCUCUGCUGCCAGCUGACAUCCUGCAAGCGUGGCAAACAUGGGAAAGCGAGUUGAAGUACAUGGAAAGGAUCUCCAUUCCUAGAUGUUAUGUCACAACUGCUAUGGAUUCCCCCUCAACCUGGAGAGAUAUCCACAUAUUCUGCGACGCCUCCGAGCGGGCCUAUGGGUCGGUAGGCUACCUUCGUACAGAGGAUGCUUCAGGACAAGUUCAGGUGGCCUUCCUAGCGGCCCGCUCUAGAGUGUCACCGAAAAGACAGCAGUCCAUGCCUAGACUUGAGCUCUGUGCAGCCCUCACAGGAGCUCAGCUGGCCAGAACGCUCAGACGAGAGCUCACAUUGGACAUACGUCAGGUGUAUAUGUGGACCGAUUCAAUCACUGUGCUAACCUGGAUUACAUCGGAUUCGUGUCGAUAUAAAGUCUUCGUCGGCACACGGAUCGCUGAAAUCCAGGAGCUCACAGACCUUCAGAUGUGGCGCUAUGUUCCCACCGACUUUAAUCCAGCUGAUGAUCUGACCCGUGGUAAAACCCUCCUUCAGCUGUCAGAGCCAUCACGCUGGAGUCAAGGCCCAGCCUUCUUGUUGCAGCAUCCCGACACCUGGCCAGUAUCCCCCCAUAUUACAUCUAACAGUAGUGAUGAGGAGGAAAGAAAGCAGGUGUUCUGUGUGCACAUCGUGGCAGAUCACAGUGUGCCUGACACCUCGCAUUUCCAGACCUUCCAUGAUCUUGUUCAGGCCAGAGCGCAGGACCUUCAUGGGGCGGCCUCACAGCUGGGAGAUCCUCCAGCGGAGACCUAUAAAGGUGCUGAGAUCAGCCUCCUGAGAGAUGCUCAGUCAGCUACCUUUGCAGAGGAGGUCAAAGCUCUUUCUGCCGGGAAACCAGUGCCAUCUACAAGCAGACUCCUCACCUUGUCACCCGAACUAGAUACUGAUGGGCUCCUGAGGGUUGGUGGUCGCCUGCGUCGAGGAGAGGCACUGGAUCACGAAGUAGUACACCCUGUAGUACUAGACCCCAAACAUCCCCUGACUACUCUUCUUAUAAAGCGCUAUGAUGAUGAGCUAUGCCACCCUGGGGCGGAAAGAGUCUUCGCAGAGCUGAGGCGCAAAUAUUGGGUAUUGAGAGGUCGGGAGGCUGUGAAGCGACAUCAGCACCACUGUGUUAAGUGUCAGAUGUGGCGUGGGAAACCAGAGGUUCCAAGGAUGGCUGAUUUGCCCCCUUCCUGCCUACGGUUAUUCAAGCCAGCCUUCCACUCUACUGGUGUUGACUGCUUCGGCCCAUAUAACAUCCGUGUGGGUCGUCGUAGUGAGAAAAGAUGGGGCAUAAUAUUUAAAUGUAUGACUACAAGAGGAGUCUACCUAGAUCUGUUGAAUAGCAUUGACACUGACUCAUUCCUGAUGUCACUCCGCCGGUUCGUUUCACGGAGAGGGACCCCCUGUGAGCUGUUAUCUGACCAGGGGACGAACUUCAAGAGUGGCCAGAGAGAGUUGAAGGAGGCGUUUGCCGCCCUACAACCAACCCUGCAGUCCUUGCUUGCUAAGCAGCAAAUCAAGUUCCGGUUCAACCCGCCUGGAGCCCCUCAUUUCGGAGGCACCUGGGAGCGAGAGAUAAGAUCUCUGAAAGCCGCCCUCCAUACAACACUUGGUGGUCAGUCCGUCACAGAGGAAGUGCUAAGGACAGUCCUUACAGAAAUAGAAGGUAUUCUGAAUUCGAAACCGCUGGGUUAUGUGUCAGCGGAUGUGGCAGAUGUCGAUCCAGUUACCCCAAACUGCCUUCUGAUGGGGCGGCCGGACUCCUCGCUACCCCAAGUGGUCUACCCCGCCUCCGAAAUGCUAACAAGCAAACGCUGGCGCCACAGCCAAGUCUUGGCGGACCAUUUUUGGUCACAUUUUAUCAGAAGGUACCUACCUAGUCUUCAGCCCAGAAGCAAAUGGACCAAAGACACAGACAACCUCCAGGCCGGAGCGGUGGCAAUGAUCGUCGACCAGCACCUCCCUCGGGCCCUGUGGCCAGUGGGUGUGGUGAGCCAUACUACUGCAGGAGCUGAUGGGAGGAUCAGAUCUGCGACGGUUCAAGUGAAGGACCGGGCCUACACUAGGCCUGUUUCUAGACUGAUUCGGUUGCCCGCCCUGCCUGAGGAUAAUAAGACUGAUUAA
Molecule: messenger RNA, 5988 nt
Organism: Sardina pilchardus (European sardine)
Lineage: Eukaryota; Metazoa; Chordata; Actinopteri; Clupeiformes; Clupeidae
Exons: 2
Coding region: 238-5988 (1916 amino acids)
Biological process (GO): DNA integration
Molecular function (GO): nucleic acid binding
Source: RefSeq, a predicted model, not a curated record